Nematostella vectensis (starlet sea anemone) is the source of this 2233-nucleotide messenger RNA. RefSeq names its product general transcription factor IIF subunit 1. NCBI's taxonomy places the organism in Eukaryota, Metazoa, Cnidaria, Anthozoa, Actiniaria, Edwardsiidae. The coding region runs from base 99 to 1766 and encodes 555 amino acids. The record is from RefSeq and is a predicted model, not a curated record. Gene Ontology annotation, biological process: transcription initiation at RNA polymerase II promoter; positive regulation of transcription elongation by RNA polymerase II. Gene Ontology annotation, molecular function: RNA polymerase II general transcription initiation factor activity; DNA binding; TFIIF-class transcription factor complex binding. The transcript is spliced from 10 exons. Gene Ontology annotation, cellular component: nucleus; transcription factor TFIIF complex.
AUCUGAUCCAGCCUGGUCACUAAGGCUUACUAAAUUAAAAGGGUAGAGAGAGACAACGUUUUGUCAAAAAAAAAACUGCGACGUUUUGACCAAAAAACAUGAAGAAAGUCACGAUCGCACCCGUCCCUAUAAACCCAGCAGUCAAGGGGGGUGCUAGCCGAAUACCAGCUUCAGCAACUCCAAGUACAGCAGAUGCAUCAUUCACCGAGUAUAAAGUCAGGGUACCCAGGAACCUCGCAAAGAAAUACAGCAUGAUGCGUUUUCAAUCAGGGUCUAAGGUUGACUUUUCUUCAGUGUCUAAAGCAAACAUGAAUCGGAUGGUGUCAACAUCAGAAAGCAAAGAAGAGGAAGCCAUGCCCACUCAUGGGGCUGGUAGUGAGUAUGGCAGAGAGUGGAGGGAAGAGGCAAGAAAGAGAAGGAGAGGGUACAUGCCCAAGACAGCUGACCCUAAGUCUGCACCUUGGGCUCUUAAGAUUGGUGGCAAGGCGGGUAAAAGAUAUACAGGGAAAAAAGAGGCUGGAAUAAAUGACAAUUCCAAUUACUACAUCCUGACUCAGUGCCCUGAUGGGGCUUUUGAGGCAGUCCCUGUAGACUCCUGGUACAACUUUACUCCCAACAUCCACUACCACACCCUAAACGCAGAGGAGGCAGAGGAAGAGUUUAACCGAAGAGACAAGACUGUGAAUUUCUUUUCUCUGAUGGUCAAGAAAAGACUUCAGUCUGGUGAUGAUACAGAGGGUGUAGAAGACUCUAGUGACUCCAAGGCCAAGCUUACAAGUCUUGCAUCCAGCAUGAAAAUCCACGAUAAUGAUGACUUGGACUUAUCUGAUGAUGACGAUGACAACGACGAUGAUGACAAUGAAGAUGAUAACAGCGUUAAGAAGGAGAAAAAGACUGGACAACAAAAUAAGAAAAAAGGGAAAAGCGCAUCUAAAGCCAAGAAGAACUCUGAUGAUGAAAGUGAAGCAUCGUCUGAGGAUGGGUACAUAGAUUCCAAGGAAGUUGACUACAUGUCUGACACGUCAUCAUCAUCUGAAGAAGAAGUCAAUGUCGAGACGCCAAAGCCAGACGCUCAGGAUGACCUGAACGCUGAGACAAGCGAGAGCGAGAGUGAGGAAGACGCAGAACUAACCAACGCCGGUAGGGACAUCAAGAAGAUGCUUGAGAAGGACCAAGGAGAGGGGGGCUCAUCCGGGGACGAGGAUGAUGACCUGGACGCAGACGCCGACCAAGUUAAGGGGCCUUCAGCCCUUUUCCUUCAAGAUAAAAGGAUAGGCAAGAAAAAGCCGGGGAGUCGGUCGAGUACCGAAUCCAGUAGUCGAUCGUCCACACCAACGGCAGGUACUGAAGGCGGUACAUCCACCACUAUAGCAGCUGCUGCCAGGAAACUUGGCGAAGGAAGGCCAGGAACACCAACAGGUAAAGCGAAGAAAAGGCCUGCCUCUGAGCCCCCGAGCAAGAAGGGGUUCCAUGCUAUUAACGAGAGCCCCGCAGCCAAGAAACUCCGCGUAUCCCCGGGUCCGAGUUCCGGUACUAGUACGCCGACUCCAGGAGAAGACGGACAAGCUAUCACUGAAGAGUCUAUUCGCAGAUAUCUUGCGCGAAAACCCAUGACAACCAAAGACCUCUUGCAAAAGUUUAAAACUAAACGCACAGGACUCACCAAUGAGCAGACGGUACAGCUCAUUGCAACUAUUUUAAAACGGAUUCAACCGGAGCAAAAAACCAUUAAGGGGAAGAUGUAUCUAUCGCUCAAAUCGACGUAGCUGCUUGUGAAAGCGCGCGAAAAGGCGCAGGAAUAUGGUUGUGUUAUUCGCGGGCGGCGCGGGUAGUACAUGAGAGAAAUAAGUGCAAGAUUGCUCCCAAGAUUGGACACGACGCCAUGCCUUCGCGGUAGUGUUAGCGCUGAAAGAAGUCGUAUGACAAAAUCUCACGGUAUGACAGAGCAUGCAUCUAAACUUUUAUUGAUCGGAGACUUGACAGACGUCCCGAACGUACGUCGUUGAAAAAAAAAAAAGAAAACUGCGCGAUGAAAACAUGUUUCGACAUCGAAAUAUUUUGCAUGAGAUUUAGUUUGUGAUUUUGACGGCAAUAAAUGGUUGAUUAUUUUAUUAAUAUUCUAUACCAUCAUGUCAUAUGCUCAUUGGAGCAUAAUUAUCACGCAGUUUUAUCUUCUACACUAUAUGUAAACAUCAUCUUUGAAAAAAUCCCAAAUAAAAAUUGCGAAUGGACU